Oppia nitens is the source of this 5156-nucleotide messenger RNA. Its product is annotated as E3 ubiquitin-protein ligase SHPRH-like. The transcript has 12 exons. Bases 138 to 5156 code for a protein of 1672 amino acids. NCBI's taxonomy places the organism in Eukaryota, Metazoa, Arthropoda, Arachnida, Sarcoptiformes, Oppiidae. Gene Ontology annotation, molecular function: protein binding; ATP binding; ubiquitin protein ligase activity. Gene Ontology annotation, biological process: DNA damage response; protein polyubiquitination. Gene Ontology annotation, cellular component: nucleus. The record is from RefSeq and is a predicted model, not a curated record.
UUUUUUAAAACAAAAAUCGUUUUUUUGACGACAACUUCAAUGAAUUGUUUCUUUAAAUUAAAUUUAAUUUAAUUUUAAUGUUUUAAAAGACAUUUAAAAGACCCGCCGAUUGUUUGUUUGUUUGGCCACCGAUUGUUAUGCCGCGACUAAAGUCUCAGCCGACACACAAACGAUCGCUAAUCGAUAGCGUGAACAACGAUAAUGAAGACUUGGAUGACGUUAUCAUUGAUUUAAUUGAUGACAAUAGUAGUGGUAAUGAAGAAGAGCCGCCGUCACAGCGAUGGCCAGCGAAACACCGACAGCGGCGACGGCGCCAACGGAAACGUCAGAAAACCGACUACGAGUUUGCGGUCGACAAACAGUUUGAACAGUUUAUAGCCGACGCCAACCUAUUCCUGACCAUUCAUUAUCAUCAACGACAACAACAACAACCAUCAAAUCAAACCACCGCUGAAGAGGAAGCAGAUGUUUCAUCUGUUGAUAGGCCGUCGCCGCCACCGCCGCCGCCCGACUCAUGUCAUUGCCAUUUGUGUAGUUUUUCGGUACGGAUUUCACCGCCGCAGCCAUCACUACCAUCUACGGCGUCGUCGUCCUCUUCAUCGUCAUCAUCAUCAGUAUCACCACAACAACAACAACCAUUAAAUGAUAUCGACAUCGAUUCGGUUAAUCAGAAGCUGUUCUACUUAUAUGUUAAACACAAACCACUUGAAUCGUGUCUAUACUAUGAGUGUAAUCAUACAAAAACUGGUCGACAUAUUUUCGGUAAUAAGUUUAAGACCAACAACACCAACAACAACAGUGAUAAUAAUAAAGAGAUCAGCUAUGAGUUGAUUGAAUCGUUGAAUACAAAUAGUUUGUUUUAUUUAACAACCAAUUUGGUCACCGAUAAUGACCAGUGGCUAACCAUUGAUGUCUGGCUAAUCCGAUCGGCCGUACAUCAGUUGGACUAUCAUUCGCAGACCGUUGGUCCGCCAAACAUGAAUAUGAUGACAGUUAUGAACCAUUUCUAUGGCUAUGAAGAACCGAUUUAUGGUGACAACAAUUUGCCGAAAGAUAUCUCUAACGAAUUUAUCGGUGAUUUAUAUGCAAAGAUUAAACAAAAACACAAUGAAAAUCAAUACAAACUAAUCGAUUAUGAUGUCCAGCAUCGGUCACUGUAUCCUAAACUUAGACAAUAUCAAAGAGAUGCUGUCCAAUGGAUGCUGAAUAGAGAACAAAACAAUAUGAUUCAACCGUAUCAGCGAUUAUACGAAACAGUGGUAUCAGUUGAUGGCCUGCAAACUAAUUACAAUAAAUAUCUGGGAUUUUUCAUCGACGACAACAAUAGUUCAAUAGAUAACUAUGUUUACGGUAUAUCUCGUAGCGGAAUAUUGGCCGAUGAAAUGGGUUUGGGAAAGACUAUCGAAGUUCUUGCAAAUAUUCUAUGCAAUCCUAAACCGGUCGGCGGCGGCGGCGGCGAUGAUGACCACAUCGAUGAAGACACCGGUAGUUAUGAUGCAGACAUUCAACAAGAAUCUCUUGACGAUGAUUAUGAUGAAUAUGAUGAUGAAUGUUUUGCCUGCGUUUGUGGCGAGUUAUGUAACAUCCGAUGGUCUCGAAAACGGAAUCUCAUUCUCAAUGAUAAUGACGACGACGAUGACGACGAUGUUGUUGUCGUAGAUGAUGAUGACGUAAACAAUGGCAGCGACACUGAGAUUGAGGACAAUAAUGUUGAUAAUGACGACUGUGUUGAUGAUGAUGAUGACGACGACGACAAACAAUUGCAAGAAUCUCCAUAUAAUAACAAUAAUACAAAAGAUUUACAAAUGGAUAAUAAAAUUAGGAAAAUAGCUGUCCAUAGGUUUGUCAAUCAUAAACCAGUUGUCGAAAUAAUUGACAAAUCAUUGUCGUCGUCGCGAGGAUUAAAAAGAAGAAAAGCUAAACAACAAAAACAACGACUCAAGACAUUAGUCCGGUGUCGUGUUUGCCGAUCCUAUCAGCACUCGUCGUGUGUUAACUAUAGAUACGACGACGACAAUGAUAGCCAAAAGCCGCGGCGGCGUCGGCGCCCAUACUAUUGCGGUCAUUGUUGGGUACGGCCGGGUAUGAAACGAGUCGAAUCGCGGGCAACAUUGAUAGUAAGUCCCCGAUCCAUAAGCCAUCAAUGGCAGGACGAGAUUGUCAAACAUGUCGACUGUUCCGGUCUGAGUGUCUAUGUGUACGAAGGAGUCAAAUCGAAAAAUGGUUAUAUCCAGCCGUUUGAUUUGGCCGACAACGAUAUCGUAUUGACCACCUAUGAGACUCUGAGGUCGGAAAUCGAUUACGUAGAUCUGCAUCACUCGAAUCGAUUUCGUUAUCCAAAACGAUUCAAUUCGACCCCAUCGCCGCUGGUAACCAUCGACUGGUGGCGGAUCUGCUUAGACGAAGCCCAGAUGGUCGAGAGUGCGCUGAAUAAAACCGCCCAAAUGGCCCACCGAUUGUAUGCCCGACAUCGCUGGUGUAUAACUGGUACACCUAUUCAGCGAUCGCUGAACGAUAUCUACGGUUUGCUAUUGUUUAUCGGCGAAGAACCCUAUCAUGAACGACACUAUUGGCAUCGUAUGCUAUACUGGCCGUACACUAGCGGUAUAACCGCGCCUAUGGUACAGGCGUUGAGCCAAUGUUUUUGGCGUCAAACCAAACAGGAUGUCUGGCAACAGUUGGAUAUACCCGAACAAACUGUUACCACCAAAACCUUACGGUUUUCACCAGUCGAACAGCACUUUUAUUUGAGACAAUACUGGGAAUGUAAUCGUAAACUCAAUGAUAAAAUCAAACGCUUCUCCGAUCUGUCAAUUAAACUCAAAGAUCUCGACAGGAAAACGGUUAGCCUAUUGAUGACACCGAUGCUUACGCUAAGACAAGCCUGUUGUCAUCCGCAAGCAGUUCGCGGAAAGUUUUUACCGAUUUCUAAGAAGACGAUGACAAUGGACGAGGUGUUGAAGACAAUGAUUAAGAGUACACAAUACGAGUGCGAGGAAGAGCAUCGAAAGUUUAUAGCGGCACUCAAUGGACAGGCAGCCUGUCAUAUAAUACAGAAAAAUUACGAGAAAGCCAUCGAACAAUACCGGCGGGCAUUGGCUUCGAUGGUCGACUACAAGGCUAAAGAUCUGUUCCGUACGGAUAAGUUGCAACAAAUUCAUACGUUACACAAUUUGGCCGACAUUUUCGACCUGUGCGGUAUCAGACAAAUCGAUAAGACCAGUGGCCAACGUUACGAUCAGACUAGAACUACCGAAAUAACGGUCAGCAUUGAAAUUAUUGGCCGUACACUACGCGAUGAGUUUAUGCGCUACGAAUCCAUUCAGUUGCGCGACGAAUAUCUGGCCAAAGGUUUGGCCACAGUUACCGAAGUAACUAAACAAUUGGAUCCAUUGAUUGAAACUGUUGGCCAAUUGCAAAAUUCAUUCGAAUCAAGCAAACAAUUACCAUGGUGGAAAUUGGCUAUCGAUUAUUUUCGGACCAACAAUGACGAUGAAAUCAAUUUGAUUCAACGGGUCAAAGACGUAUUGGAAACACAUUCACUGAAAGGACGGUUAGGUGAAGAACAUCUGUCGACGUUUGUAUCGAUUGCCGACGAUUUUCGCGAAGCUUCGGGUCUGGUCUACGUACUGGACAAAUGUUUACGGGAAUUGCAUCACUCGCGUAGUGUACUCCAGCAACGAGUUCGGUCGUUGAGUCCGAAACCCACCGAUCGGGAACUGAACGAAGCCAUUGAUUGUCAUCUGAGACCCGAAAGGGAUAAAGAGGGUAACCGUGCGAACAGUGUUGUCAGCUGUAAGUACUGUCGUAUACACGAACUGUUCAAUGACUACGAAAAGAAGUUGUUCUACUUUAGUGUUGUGGAGAAGACUGAAGAGUCUGCCUGUAAGUCAAACGCACUCAUGGAAAAGCAACGAAGAGGCAAUUGGGGCGACAGUGAACUGGAACAGAGUCUCAAAGUUAUUAACCAAUUGUUUCGACAAAAAGCAUCGGCUAGUAGUCUACCUCAACAUCGGAUGGCUGUCGAUGACGGCCAAACACAUAUGAAACUGUUUGACGCACUCAAGAAAGAGUUUCGCGGUCUUCGGGCCGUCUGGACGACGACCUAUGAUUUUGUGUCACAAAUCGACGAACUAAAUAUGGCUACCAUUCGACUCAGGGAACGACUACCCGAUGAACCGAAACCUAAGGAAACGAUUACCUAUAUUCUCGAACCAAACGAAGUCGGCGUACAAUUGAUUACAUUAAACUCGGAUGAAGUGAUUGCCAAAAGUUUGCUAACAAAACGUUUAUCGCAUUUACAUUAUCUGAAUAAUCUAUCCAAUGAUGAAUCGACUCGUAAAGGUGGCCGUAAUCCUGAACUGUGUCCCAUAUGUCAGCAUCGGAUGGGCCAGCAAUGGGUUGUCCUACAGUGCGGUCACUCGCUGUGCGUCAAAUGUCUGGAUAUACUGAUCAACGAGUAUUCCCGUAAAACAUCGCAAGGUGUGACCAUCGGGUGUCCGAUGUGUCGCGAAUUGUGUCCACUGUCGGCCAUUCUCUAUGUUAACGCUACGGAAACCGACGACGACGAUGACAUUGCCGUCGCCGGCAUUGAAGUGGCCGGCAGUUGGUCGACAAAAGUCGAAGAAGUAGUCCGAUGUUUACUCGAGAUUAUAUCCGCCGAUUCGACCGCUAAAACAUUGGUAUUCUCCACAUGGGUUGAUGUCUUGCAGUUGAUAUCGACAGCAAUGGACGACAACAAAAUAAGUCACGUUUUUAUUAGAAAUUCGGCGAAAUUUAGCCAAAAAGUGGAUAAUUUUAAAACCAAUCGGGAAAUCAAGGCCUUACUAAUGCCUAUGGAUUUGGGUGCCAAAGGUCUUAAUCUAAUAGAGGCCACACAUGUAGUAUUGGUUGAGCCGACACUGAAUAGGGCUAACGAAUUGCAAGCCGUCGGUCGUGUCCAUCGAAUCGGCCAAACAAAGCCAACACUAGUUCAUCGAUUUGUUGUCAAAAAUACUAUCGAAGAGCGCAUCGCCUACUUGUAUGACAGUCCCGUCACCGCUACCGCAGACGCCGGUAACGAGUCGACCAAACGUUUACAAUUGGCCGACCAAUCGGAGUACGCGUACAUCACUUUGGAUCAAAUGAAACGAUUGUUUGAAAAUUAUGAAAAUUAA